Cheilinus undulatus (humphead wrasse) is the source of this 1014-nucleotide messenger RNA. It is a transcript of the gene gbx2, whose product is annotated as gastrulation brain homeobox 2. The record is from RefSeq and is a predicted model, not a curated record. Gene Ontology annotation, cellular component: nucleus. Gene Ontology annotation, molecular function: DNA-binding transcription factor activity, RNA polymerase II-specific; RNA polymerase II transcription regulatory region sequence-specific DNA binding. The coding region runs from base 1 to 1014 and encodes 337 amino acids. The transcript is spliced from 2 exons. Gene Ontology annotation, biological process: regulation of transcription by RNA polymerase II; regulation of nervous system development. NCBI's taxonomy places the organism in Eukaryota, Metazoa, Chordata, Actinopteri, Labriformes, Labridae.
AUGAGCGCAGACAGCGCUCCGUGUCCGCCCUUCAUGGUGAUGCAGCGGCCGCUGGGAAGCAGCACUGCCUUCAGCAUUGACUCUCUGAUCGGGGGCCCCCCUCAGCCCAGCCCGGGGCCCUUCGUCUACACCGGAUACCCCAUGUUCAUGCCGUACCGGUCCGUGGUGCUGCAGCCGCCUCCCCCGCCGCCCCCCGCGCUGCAGCAGCCUCUCCCCGCGGGUCACCACGCUCACCCGCAGAUCUCCAGCCUGCAGAGCGGCUUCUGCUCCAGCCUGACGCAGAGCCUGACGCACGGCAUGGCGCUCACCUCCACGCUCAUGGCGUCCCUGCCCGGAGGAUUCUCCCCGUCCCAGCACAAGUUCUCCUCUCAGACUCUGCACUUUGACAAGAGCCAGGACCCGCGGCACGACGACGACAAGAGGGAGUCCACGGGGCUGCAGCCGCUCCACGACACGGACACGGCGCUGCACGCGUCCGCAGGCAGAGCUCUCAGUAAAGAAGACUCGAAGGAGGACGAGUGCGCCCGUAAAGACGAGACCUUCUCCAUGGACAGUGACCUGGACUACAGCUCAGACGAUAACCUCACCUCCAUGUGUCACAAAGACGACGGGGACGGCGGAGGCCUGGAUGACGGCCUGCACGCUCACGGCCCCGGCGCCGGCGGAGGCUCCGGUACGGGCGGAGGAGGAGGAGGAGGGGGGAAGAACCGGCGGAGGAGGACGGCGUUCACCAGUGAGCAGCUGCUGGAGCUGGAGAAGGAGUUCCACUGUAAGAAGUACCUGUCGUUAACCGAGCGCUCGCAGAUCGCGCACGCGCUCAAGCUGAGCGAGGUGCAGGUCAAGAUCUGGUUCCAGAACCGCCGCGCCAAGUGGAAACGCGUCAAAGCCGGGAACGUCAACAACAAGUCCGGAGAGCCGUCGAGGAACCCCAAAAUAGUGGUUCCUAUCCCGGUGCACGUGAGUCGCUUCGCUAUCAGGAGUCAGCACCAGCAGAUGGAGCAGAACAGACCGUAG